AUGGAGUUUGCUAAGGGCGGGCUCAUUGAAAGCAUCAAAGAUGCACUUGGCCCCAAGGCCACCUCCACGAUUCAUGCAAGGGCCAGUCCAGUGCUGCAGUAUAUUCAGUUUUGCAAAGACAGAGGCAUUGAACCUUUUCCGCUGGUUGAACACACCUGUUAUGACUAUGUGAAGUCGUGUGAAGGCAGGGCUGCAACUUACACUAGAUCGUUUCUGUUGUCGUUGAGCUUCGCGAACUAUCACUUCGGCGUACAAGGUGCAGAUGUGGUCUUGGGUUCAUCACGAAUUCGUGGACUGGUGAACACGUUGUUUGCUCAGAAACGCAAAUUGGUCCAAAGACCGCCUUUGACAGUGAAUCAGAUUAGGCUGCGCUUCAGCGAUGGUCAACAAAUUUGCCAACUGACUCUGGACCAGCAAGACGAUGGUUUUGGGUUCGUCGAAGCCUUGGCCGCCAAAACAAAGACAUCGGUGAGCUUGGAUCGGAAGACUAGGCACUUGCCAGUAGCAGUUCCGUUGUUGGCUUUCGGUGACGCGCAAUGGUUGCCUACUUGGCUUGAUCUCAGACAGAAGGAACUGGGAGCACAGGCCAACAGCAUAGACGAGUUCAUCCCGCUGCUUCCCUCGCCGACGAUGAAGGGAUGGUCCAAGAUGCCGCUGGGAGUGACUUCUGGAGCUAACUGGCUGAGGAGCCUACUUCAAGGCGUUGAGCCCGAGAAGGGAACUCCGGUUGGGACGCAUUCACUGAAAGCCACGUUGCUGUCAAUGAGUGCGAAGUACGGCAUGAACCACGGGGUUAGAAAACUCCUUGGAUACCACGCCGGAUCCAAAAAUCAGAGCAUGCUCUGCUACAGCCGGGACGCUAUGGCGGAGCCCUUGAGACAGAUGUGCCAGAUGAUACAAGAGGUCAAAGCUGGGAGGUUCCUUCCCGAUUGCUCCCGAUCUGGACGUUUUCCUGCUGUGGCCGAGUCCGAGAUUCCGAAAGAGCAAGACGAGCUGAGCGAAUCGUCAUCAUCUGGUUCCGAAAAUGAAGAGGAAGUUGAUCAUGUCCAGGAGGAAGCUGCAUGCGCCUCAGUGGUGGGAACUUGGCGUCCUUCCAAAGACGAACGGCUGGAGACGGCAAUUUUCGUGCGGCACAAGGUGUCGCGCUGCAUUCAUGCCUUUGCCGACGAGUCUGGAAUAGAGUUCACGUGCGGUCGCAAAAUGGCUAACACGUAUGAGGUGCUGAGAACUUUCGUCGCCAUGAGCUACGGAGACAGCAAGGCUGUUUUCGCGCAGAGAUGCAAGGAGAUUGGCCUAGAUGAUGCGGUGACCUCAAAGAUCAUAUCACAUGGGUUAGACACGAUGUCAAAAUUUGCUUUUGCUUCCAACUUCCAACCUGGAGCCACAGAUGAGACCCCACUGGUGAACUUGACCAAAGACUUCCUUAGCAGGUCACCUACUACAGUUGAGAUGUCAUGCAUUCGCAGACUUUUCAGUGAGAGCUACGCCAAUGUGGCGUCUGACAUCAAAAGCAGGGUUGAAGCCAGUGACGACACUCCUGCUCGCAGGUUGGCUCCAGCAGAACGUGCAGAACGGUUGAAACAGCAGCAACGUCGACUGAUUGGAGUGAACAUCUCAGGACCAUACGAACCAGGUGAUGCAUUGGUGGAUCGUUGCAUUAGCGUUUAUGAAAGCGACAGAAUUCAGUACAUACCAUGGGAUGUUUGCACCAGUCGCGAACAUGAGAUACUGCAUGGUUCCAAGAAAGACCAAUCCUUGACCUUUGACACAAGUGGUGCCUUGAAGUUGCAACGUCAGACGAAGGUGGAACCGUGCAGCACCGCCUCAGAGAUUCAAGUCAGGUAUUGUCUGACCAGGCGGGCACUGGCCCUUGAGCAGGCAAAUGUUGUCGGGUUCGCCAAGAUGGAGGCUUGGAGUGAGAAGAUGAUGCAAACUCGUUUGGAGGAUCCUCCACCAAACCAUGUUCGAACCACUAUGAAACAGUUGGAAAUGGCAGAUCGCAAGUUGUUCGUGCUCAUCAGUGAACGUACUCGUGAAGGCAUCAAACCAUCACCGGCCGGCAGACCUGUCGACGCAGUGAUCAAAGAUUGCAUGGAAAGCUCUGAAGUUUUGACACUCCUGCAACCGCGCCCAAGUUCCUCUUCAUCCAGGCCAGCCGAGACACCAUCGUCAGGAGAACCACCGUCCAAGCGAUUCAAGGGCAGUGGCAAAGGCAACAAGGGCAAGGGCAGUGGUAAGUUGGGCAAAGAUUCUUUCAUCCGAAUCCCGCAUGAGUUGUUGGCCCUAAAUGCAGUCCCUGCCACACCUAAAGGUCAUCGUUUGUGCUUCUCCUACAACUUGAAGACAUGUAGCAAUACCGUGGAUAAGCAACGGUGUCCCAAAGGCCUUCAUGCGUGUGCAGUGAAAGGUUGUCACAAGCAACAUCCGGCUCUGGAUUGUCCCGGGGCCGGAAAGGAGUGA
Molecule: messenger RNA, 2460 nt
Organism: Durusdinium trenchii
Lineage: Eukaryota; Dinophyceae; Suessiales; Symbiodiniaceae
Source: the annotation of a GenBank genome assembly